CAGACGUGUGCGUUUUGCUGUCGUCAGCCAGGGAGAGCGCAUCCAGCCAAGGGAAUCGAGAAGCAAGAGCGUACUAUCGUCUUCAGCUGCAAUUUGAUGCAGGGAGGCUGGACGGCCUGUGGCAGUAGCGCUCCCUGGUGGCAGCUGGUGAAGAGAGUGUGGGUCAUGGCAGCCGCGGCACACUUCCUCUGGUCCCUCUUACCUCAAAUCUUCCUCCUGUUCCCCGACGGGAGACGCUCGGGGGGCCACGGGGGGCUGGAAAAUGUAACGAACAGGGUCCCCCUCUCCUCGCUGAUGCACCGCCCAUUUUCAGAAGAGGAGCGACUGGCGAUGAGAGAGGAAGCGCGCAAGAUGUUUUACUGGGGAUAUGAUAACUAUAUGAAACACGCCUUCCCAGAAGACGAGUUGAACCCUAUUCGUUGCAGGGGCAGAGGACAUGACUGGGAAGAUCUGUCCAAUACGAAUGUGAACGAUGCACUGGGAGACUAUUCCCUGACCCUCGUGGACUCUCUGGACACUCUGGUCAUUAUGGGCAACACGUCUGAGUUCAGGAGAGCUGCUCAGCUGGUGGUGGAUCACGUCACGUUCGAUAGAUGUACCACCGUUCAAGUCUUUGAGGCCACCAUUAGAGUGAUGGGCUCCCUACUCUCGGCCUACCUCCUCACCCAGCCCCAUUCCCACUCCUCCCCCCUCUCCCUUUCUCCCCUCCUGCCUCCAGACGACCCCACCUCUGAGAGACUCCUGGAGAUGGCCCAUGACCUUGCCAUCAGACUCCUCCCUGCAUUUGAGAAUACCACCACUGGUAUCCUCAUCCCAGAGUGAACCUGUGUACAGGAGUGCCAGUGGACGGGUCACCUGAGACUUGUACUGCUGGAGCAGGCACUCUGUCAGUAGAGUUCACUCUCCUGAGUCGACUGGUGGGAGACCCCACCUACGAGAACCUGGCUCGCCGAGCUGUGAGGGCUACUCUGGGACAAGAGACACCCUGCCACCGGGCUGGUUGGGAAUGUGAUAAACGUCCAGACUGGUCAGUGGACCGGCAGAAUGAGUGGUCUCGGGGCUGGCAUCGACUCCUUCUACGAAUACCUUCUCAAGUCUUACAUCUUGUUUGGAGAGAAGGAGGACCUUGAGAUGUUCUCACAGAUGUAUGCCAGUGUCAUGAAGUACCUCAGGAAAGGUCGCAGCUGUCGUGAUGUACUGCAGCAAGAAGAUGGUCUGCAAAGCACUCCAUACUUUGUAAACGUGGACUACUCCACAGCCAGAACCCUCAACCACUGGAUGGAUGCCCUCUCCGCCUCAUUUGCUGCUGUUCAGGUUGUGUAUUUACGUACUUUGAGAAAAGUUGGCGAGCUAACCUAGUGGUUCGAACUUUUCGUUUAUACAUAUCAGUGCAUCGUUCAACUGUGCAUGUGUCUGGAUCAUGCGCUUUUAAGUAAAACGGUGUUCGAUUUUUGUGUAGUUUUGACUCCCACUCCCCACGCACCCAAGUAGCACAAAGGAUGGUGUGUACAUACAGAGGGGGGUGCUCCUGGGUGGGUGUGGUUGAUUUGUUUGCUACUCUUUGCUGUAAGGUAACUCCAUGAAUAAAGCUGCAUGUCUAAACUUCUCAAAAAUGCGGGAAGCUUGUGGUAACCGGAUAUGUGCACUAUCAUACUACAAGUAUAAAGGUCCUGGGAGGAAGUGUAGUGAGUCAUGAUUAUGUGCCACUCCAGAGGGUGAAGUCCCUGGUUAAUACCCCCAUACAUUUAUGCGCCCACCAGUUUCGACAAAAUGUGGUAGAGUGUGUGGUUUGAGGUCUGGGAGGGACGCUUUAAGUGCUGCGUAAUCCUACGUAGGGGUGCACCAAUGCCAGAUAGUUCAUAUGAAAACGAUAGUACACAUUCAGUUUUUGUCUGUGUCUGUAUUGUUUGCAAUGUGGCUGUUUGUUGUAUUGAAUGGGGUUGAAUAUGAAGUAACUGUACUCAUU
Molecule: messenger RNA, 1966 nt
Organism: Geodia barretti
Lineage: Eukaryota; Metazoa; Porifera; Demospongiae; Tetractinellida; Geodiidae
Source: the annotation of a GenBank genome assembly